GCCAGCUUAUGAUCAGAUAUCGUCAAUAGCAACAUACACCGUCGUCGACUCCAUCUCGAAAGUUCUAAUUAUUGCCGAGCAAGAUGAUGCAACCACAGAUAAUCGUGUUGAAGGAAGGGACCGAGGCUUCUCAGGGAAGAUCUCAGGUGGUUAGCAACAUCAAUGCUUGCCAAGUGGUAUCUGAUGCUGUCCGUACAACCCUCGGCCCCAGGGGAAUGGACAAGCUCAUCGUAGAAGGAAGUGGUCGGGUUACGAUAUCAAAUGAUGGAGCCACCAUAGUAAAGCUUCUUGACAUUGUUCAUCCGGCUGCCAAGACGUUAGUAGAGAUCUCAAAGUCACAGGAUGCAGAGGUUGGUGAUGGCACGACAACAGUGACCCUUCUAGCAGCUGAAUUCCUCAAGCAGGUGAAGACCUUUGUAGAAGACAAGGUCCACCCCCAGGUGAUCAUCAGGGCCUACAGGAAGGCCACUCAGCUAGCCGUUGACAAGAUCAAGGAGAUAGCUGUCAGAGUGCCCAAGGAAGAUGUCGAAGAGCACAGGAGCCUCCUCAGGAAGUGCGCUGCUACCACCCUUAGUUCCAAACUCGUAGCCAGCCAGAAGGAUUUCUUUGCUAACAUGGUUGUGGAAGCAGUCAGCUGUCUUGAUGACCUUCUACCCAUGGACAUGAUUGGUAUCAAGAAGGUCCAAGGAGGUGCUCUAGAGGAUUCAAUACUGGUGGCAGGUGUAGCAUUCAAGAAGACAUUCUCCUAUGCAGGGUUUGAGAUGCAACCUAAGAAGUAUGCCACCCCCAAGAUUGCUCUUCUAAAUGUCGAGCUAGAGCUGAAAUCAGAGAAAGAGAAUGCUGAAAUCAGGGUAGAGAGUGUCGAGGAUUACCAAGCGAUUGUUGAUGCUGAAUGGUCAAUCUUGUAUGACAAACUAGAGAAGAUUCACAAGAGUGGAGCUAAGGUAGUCCUAUCCAAGCUUCCCAUCGGUGACGUAGCUACACAGUUCUUUGCUGAUAGGGAUAUGUUCUGUGCUGGUCGUGUGGUCGAUCAAGAUCUCAAGCGUACCAUGCAGGCAUGUGGUGGCGCCAUCCAAACAUCCGUACAAAGCCUGACCGAUGAUGUCCUAGGAACGUGCGAGCAGUUUGAAGAGAAUCAGGUUGGAGGAGAAAGGUAUAACUUCUUCACAGGUUGUCCCAAGGCCAAGACAUGUACUCUCAUCCUCCGCGGUGGUGCUGAGCAGUUUAUUGAAGAGACGGAGCGUUCUCUUCACGAUGCUAUCAUGAUCGUUAGGAGAGCUAUCAAGAAUGAUUCUGUGGUUGCAGGUGGAGGUGCCAUUGAGAUGGAGCUUAGUAAGUUCUUGAGGGAUCAUUCCCGAACCAUCGCUGGCAAGCAGCAGAUUCUCAUAGGUGCAUACGCUAAGGCAUUGGAAAUCAUACCCAGACAGCUUUGUGAUAACGCUGGCUUUGAUGCCACCAAUGUACUCAACAAGCUCAGACAGAAGCACGCACAAGGUGGUACGUGGUUCGGAGUGGACAUCUACAGCGAAGAUGUAGCGGACAACUUUGAGGCUUGCGUGUGGGAGCCGUCUAUAGUCAAGAUAAACGCCCUUACGGCCGCCUCCGAGGCUGCCUGCCUGAUCCUCUCCGUCGACGAGACCAUCAAGAACCCAAAAUCAUCGGCCCCCUCGGACGAUAGACCGUACAAACCCAUGGGCAGAGGCAGAGGACGGCCACGCUAACGUAUGUUAACUUCCUAGAUGAUUAUUCAGUUUUGUUGUCGUCGUUAGUAAAUGUGAUCGCUGUUCGCUCUCUUCAUAAAUAAACAGUGCUUGAUAUGUGGACAAUUCAAUUCCAGAAGUAUGUGGGACCUUCCAGAUAAAUUUAAUUAUCCUGCCCUGAGCAGUUUUAGACGAUAAUGGGAAAAAAAGGAGUCAGAUGUAUAAAAGGUGUUAUUAUUUUCUGGAAUGCACGAAUGUCAGUGUUCAUGUAUAAGUAUGGAGCUUUUGGCUAUAUACUUUUAUGUGAAUGGUCUGAGAAGAUUAAUUUUCCUCAUGUAAGAGCAUAGGGCUAUUUGUAAUAAACAUAAGCAUAAAUUAAUAUGAUGAAAUAUGUGUACUCUUCAGGGAGUGGGUCAUGUACACGACCCUGUUCACAUUACAAACAAACUGACGGCUAAGGUAAGGAAAAUGGAUAGAAACAUAUUUUCAAGCAGUUUUGUAAUGAAUUUAAAGCUGUUUUUAGUUGAAAUAACAUUGUGUUGACAGAAUCGCUAUCCAUUCUCAGGAUUUGAUCUUAAUUUUCCAUUUAGAAUGUGCACUUUUCACUCGGUUAUGGAGCGUAAUGGUCGGUCACUAUUUUACCUUGGCAUUCAAUUUGUGAACCUGAUUACAUUCAUAUUUCAACAUGUUUGCCCGUCAAAUGCUAGUUUAUAAGCAUUCAUUAUUCCACUCUUCAAUGUUGAAUAAUGCAAUAGGUUUACAACGAACAAAAAAUAGGGUUGCAUUCCAAGAGAGCUCAUGCCCUUUGCAGAAAGAAUUUCAUUUAAACACAACUCAAAACAAAUGUAGCGCAAGUCCCUAAUACGCACCUUUCAUUGCUGAUCUUCGAAGCCAACGGAGGAAGGAGAAGAAUUGGUUGAAAGUCAAGUUGCGAUUGAUUUUUUGAGUUGCGUUUGAUCGCAACUCUUCCUGCAAUGGGCCCUCGGACCCAAAACCCAAAGCUCUAUGCUUGAUAGGAGGGUUCAUUACAUUACAUUGAUCACUGCAAUCAAUUGUAUCAAUCACUAAGUUUUGUGCAACAGGCCCCAAAGAGUUUGAAGAAUUUAUUCACUUUGAUAUUGAUCUAUUUUUCUUGUCUCGGGCCAGUAUUCUAUAAAUGUUUCUUAUCUCAUCUUUGCUCUCUCAGUUAAAAAAAAAGCAAAUAGAUAAAUAAAGGCAUACUCAUGAUAUGUAUGGAACUUAGAAAAUUGCAGUCCCUGGACCAACACACUAAUCAUAAUUGCAUGGUUUUUUAACCAAUUGCCAAACCAAUUUCUGAUUGCAUUGACGAUCAAAUGAAAUUUUUAGAGGAUGGGUGGGCCUUGGAUGCCGAUACUGUGGUGAUUGAUUCAGUGGAGAAGGGGGGGGGGGGGUGAUUCCUGAAGCUUCUUGUCAGUUACUGUCACUGACCGAUGUUAUAAGCUUCUGAAAUCCUUGCAUCUGAUUAGCUGGAAGCAAGUUGGUCAGUGAAAAUUACCAACAACCUGCUCCACGAAAUGCUUUCCAGAAGGUUAGAUUGUUUAAACUUAAAGAAGAAUUAAACUUAAUGCAAGUAUGAUCGAUAUAUGUGUUAAUUUGAAGAGAUAUGCAAUGUAUAGAUGUUGGCACUAGUACACUUCUUUUGUUUGAGUUUCCAUGUUAAUGCACAUUCUCAUAAGGUCACCAUGGAGAUCAUGAAAGAUCUUUAUCUUUAUUUUUUUUGUAUCAUAAAUUAUUCCUCUUUGAGGUUAAAAUCCAAAUGAACUUGAGAAAACUGUAUAAGUUUGACCAACUUGUGUUGUUUCAUAACCCAUGAAGUUGCAUCAGGUCUUUAUUCUUCAGGGAAUAGGGUUAAGAUGACACGCAUGUAAUUUGAUACAGAGUCUCCGAGAAGCUAGUGCGAUUGCAAAAGUUAUGGGGUCUUCAUCGCCGGGCAGCAGACGUGGGCCUCCUGUUAAGAUUGAAAUAUGGUUUCCUGCUUAUCGAGAAUAUCGAGAAACACACCAACGCCAAGAAGUUGAUAUGUUUACAUCGUCUUUUGGUGAAACAUCACCAAAAUAUAUCCUGACCAGAUGUGCUCUCGACUGUCGAUUUUUUGAAAUGGAAUAAGGGUAGUAUUAACCAAAUCAUCGAGGGCCAGUAACAUGAAUAAAAUAAAGUUUAGCGAUUGAUCAUGUGACUGACUUUUACAGUUGAUCGUACACAAUGAUUAAUGCAAUCGAUCGUAGUCAUCAGCACCACAAUUAUUUGCUAUGCUUAAGGUUACAGAGCCCAGGGCCCCGUAACGCGAAUGUGAGCGAUUAAUAACUGAAAUGGCCUAUCAAGAUCAUCGUUGCAUGCGCAUUUUUGCUCAGUAGACUGACCGGGAGCCAAUCACAAUCGUUCUCUCAAAUUUAAGUGAUUAAUCGCUAACCUUUGUGUUACGGGACCUGGGACUUCAAUUCCCAUGGGGGUAUAAGAAGUCUGUUGAUUAAGGAACAACAGCAUUCAUUGAAGGGGCCUGAUUGUUCAUGUGUUUAGUUUAGCAUUCAUACUCAUGCUGAACUGCUUCCGCCAAGCAGUGAUGCAAGGGAUCCUACUCCCACAUGAAUAUGAACUACAUGUAUCCAGCCCAUAUGCUAAAAAGAGGUUUCAGUUGUACCAUGGUACAAAAUUGUGGACUACGUACAAAUUUCUUGUUUUAUCACGCAUGAAUUGAGUGCCCUUUACCCAAAAUGUGCAUUUAUAAUUAGAUUUAUCUUACUGUGCGCUAUAAAAAUAAGCGUAUUUAUGAUAACUAAUUGAAACUAGGACUAAUUGAAACCUCUUGAGAAUAGGGGCCUCUGUGUCGCUCUGAUAAAAGACACAGAAUGAUCAAUUGAAGGGAAUAAUGUGUAUGUUUGUGCUGUAUGCAAAUUUAAUAUUCAUAAUUGCAUUGUUUCUUAGAAUCAGUGAUGUCAUCAAGAAUUACUCUCCAUAAGGGGCUAUAAGGAAUUUGUGUGUGAUAAAAGAUGAGCAGCAUUCAUUAAAGGGAUGGAUACAUUCCUUUGGUAUGCACUUUGCAAGUAAAUCAUCCAAACUCAUGUUGAAUCAUAACAUGUUACUGGUCAUGGCAUUGGUAAGCGCACCCAAGAGCGAUAUGAAAUUGCUAUUUGUCCACAUUUCUCAGUAUGAGCUCUAAACCAAACAAUUUAAUGUGCUGAUGACACAGCAAAAUAUCCACACCCCCUUCGCCCACUUGGGUCUUUCGGGAGCUCUUUUCGCUUGUUGUGCUCUGGGAACGGGUAAUCUGUUCGAAGGAGAUAUGCUCUUAAUACUUGAUUAGUUUAUGAUUCGCAUCACUUGCCCUUUCAAUAGAGUGAUCUUAAUCUACCGAUGUUAUCAUGCUAAAUGUUGGGGAGACACGUCAAUUCUCAGAAUUCAAUCUUUUUUCUGUCAUCUAAUUCAGUAUGUUAAGUCAGACGACGUAAAGGAUGAAGGAACAUGUCUUUUGUCCUGCUUUGUUCUUAGAACCGCAUGCAAUGCCCUCAAAAGUGCUGAUUAAGUGAAAAAUCUAGGUGGGUGUUGUUCGGUGUCUCCUUGCUCAGGCUUCUUCCUUCCAUUAAUCACUGUACAGCUCCAUGUGGUUUGCGUUUGGCAAGAAGUGCACUUGACGGGCCCGAUUAAGGCAGUUUUGACAUGUGCCUCUUUCUGUUACUCCCGAUUAGGCUGAGCCGCCUCAAGCCGACGAUGAAUUGGCACAUUAGGCGUUGUGACUGUCCUGUUGUCAGUGGAGGCCCAUUAGACCUGGCACAUGCAGGAAAUUGAAUCAAAGUGCAACCGCCCAGUUGGAUACUCGCGAAGAUUAAACAGGCCGAGAAUUAGCCCCUACCAUGCGUGUCUGCUCAGUGCUGGCUCGUUGGGGCUGAGCAAUCAGCUGCAUGGAGGGGUCUUUGAAAAGAACAUGAUCCACCGAGGGCUGAAUUUAAUUUAGGGACUGGUGCGGUGGGCACUUGGAGACCUAGAACCGCUUAACAGGGAGUAUUAGACCUAGAGGAAUAGUGAUUAAUUUGGUAAAGUCUGCACAGUCAUGUUGUCUAGGUUUAUGACCAAGGACGUUUUUCCUCCCGUUUUCUGCAUGUCUUUUUGUUUGUAAUGUCAUGUUAGAUAAUCAUUUCAGAGUUAUGUUCUGUGCAUUGUUUAUUUAUUUGAAGGUGUUAAUCACGUAGGGGGAGAGAGAGAUUUGUCCAGGAAACCUAGAUCAUCGUGACCUUUCAAGGUCACCCUUCGGUCAUGGGCAGACAUUUGCUGGAUCGGAUAAAAAAAAUAGUCUAUAUUGCAGACUUCACUGGUUUUCAAUUGUGCUAAGACUUCCCCCAAAUAUAUGAAAUGCUUCCACGUUCAGCUUUAGAUGAAACAAGUUCGAAAAUGGAAAGGUUCUUUCUGGCUCCUAGCCCAUGGUUUGUCUUUGAAAGGGAGAAACAUCUGUAAAUCUCUUUGGCACUUGUCUACAGAUAAACAUAAUAUAAAUCUUGUAAACAUUUUUAUUUCCUCCACAAAAUGUGUUUUAUUGGUCACUGCAUCUAUUUGAGUCAUUGUACAAGAGUUCAAUAAUUUGAUUAUGACAAAUAUAGAUAUAAAUGUAAUUAGUAAUUUAUGUCACUUAAGAAAAAAAAUGUUGCUCUGUACUAUGGAGUUCACAGAACAUGUGCAAAUUUUCCUUUUAUAUUUCGAUUUUUUUUGGUACUAUUUACAUUAGAAUGCCUAAAUGUAUGAAUUGCGGUGACUUUUGUACAGUUGCGUGAUUGUGUCUGUGACUGAUGCAUUUAAUCAAUUAAAUGUGGCCAUUACAUUGUGUGUAAUGCCAUGAAAGAA
Molecule: messenger RNA, 6551 nt
Organism: Lytechinus pictus (painted urchin)
Lineage: Eukaryota; Metazoa; Echinodermata; Echinoidea; Temnopleuroida; Toxopneustidae
Product: T-complex protein 1 subunit eta-like
Exons: 11
Coding region: 84-1721 (545 amino acids)
Biological process (GO): protein folding
Cellular component (GO): chaperonin-containing T-complex
Molecular function (GO): ATP binding; ATP hydrolysis activity; ATP-dependent protein folding chaperone
Source: RefSeq, a predicted model, not a curated record